This is a messenger RNA of Moneuplotes crassus, 505 nucleotides long. NCBI's taxonomy places the organism in Eukaryota, Ciliophora, Spirotrichea, Euplotida, Euplotidae. The record is from the annotation of a GenBank genome assembly.
UCUUACUACCUUCUAUCUACUUCUUUAGAGCCAAUAGUUCAUCUUUGAGUUUCUGUAUUUCCUUCUCAACGCCUUCACGCAUCAUUCUCUCUUCCUUAAGAGUAGUCUCGAGGUCCUUUAUCCUCCUCUUGGUAGUCAUGGAGGAAUAUUUGGAGCUUGACUGGUUCGAAGUUGAUUUGAAGGAAGAACUUUUACCACUAAUCGACCCAUUACUCUUCCCAGUAAUGUAUGUCUUUGGAGUUUCAACUGAUCAUUUAGAGGAGAGUUCCAGGUCAUCUCCAUACUCUCUAGCGAAGGCUCUGUCAAUAGCUGACUUAGAAGCACUGGAGUAUUGGUCAAAGUCUUUAGCCCUAGCAUCUUUUCCUUCUUCAUGAUAAGGCUUAGGACCUCUGUGGGGCAUUUUAGUAGCGGCUCCAUGCUGCUCCUUGAGGUCUUUGAGUGCUCGUCUCUCCUCUUUCAUGAUUCUGUAGUACUGUAUGGCGUCGUUCAUAGAAAAUUCUUUUAU